Molecule: messenger RNA, 735 nt
Organism: Penicillium cinerascens
Lineage: Eukaryota; Fungi; Ascomycota; Eurotiomycetes; Eurotiales; Aspergillaceae
Exons: 2
Coding region: 1-735 (244 amino acids)
Source: RefSeq, a predicted model, not a curated record
AUGGCCCCCAUUCGCCGCUAUCUACGCAUCAGCAAACAUUCCGUUCUCGAGUGUCGCAUCUACCUGGAUAGUCCUUCCGAUAAUCGAUGGCUCCUCAACCCUCGCGAUCCCGUACUCCAGCGCGUCUUUGAGGCGAUCCGCCCGCUGAUUCUACCUAAACUUCGCGAGGAGAAUGAGCGACUCUGGGCGCGCAAGAAAGGCAAACCCGUCAAGGAUGUCAUCAUUGAGGAUGAAUUCGAAGUGGCCAUCUUCCUGCGCGAAUCCCGCACCCGCCAUUCACUCUUGACGCGACAGAAGACAUUCCAACAGCUGGGAAAGAAAGGAGACGUGGCAUCGGGGACCACGGGGACCAAGCCUGGGAAGGGACUAUCGGAGUCUGCGACCGACUCUUCCAAGCCUACAGAUAUCGAGGUCAUCCCCGAUAGUGACGACGAGCCCGAGUUCGACCUGCACCAUAUUCCCCAGGCAGCCGAGGACGAGGCAGCGGAAAGCGGCCUCUCAUCACGCAGCAAGAGGAAACGAGUACAGGUGGAGUCGCCAGUACCCGAAGAGGACGACGAGAAAAAGCUCGGGUUCAGCACCCAUUAUGAGAGCUUCAAUAUCUGUGGUUGGGUGCUGUGUCUGCUCAUCACCCGUAAAGGUGACCGGGCCCGGCCAAGUGUGACAGAGCCUAAGCAACCCCUCAUGGAGGAAUGGAUCUCGACCCAGGCUCAGACAGCUGCGGACGAGGAUUGA